Lachancea lanzarotensis is the source of this 1059-nucleotide messenger RNA. It is a transcript of the gene YVH1, whose product is annotated as LALA0S04e10066g1_1. Gene Ontology annotation, biological process: protein dephosphorylation. Gene Ontology annotation, cellular component: nucleus. The transcript has a single exon. The coding region runs from base 1 to 1059 and encodes 352 amino acids. The record is from RefSeq and is a predicted model, not a curated record. Lineage: Eukaryota; Fungi; Ascomycota; Saccharomycetes; Saccharomycetales; Saccharomycetaceae. Gene Ontology annotation, molecular function: protein tyrosine/serine/threonine phosphatase activity.
AUGAGUGGGGUAGAUAGAAUUUUGGGGAACAUCUAUGUUGGGCCGUGCCAGCCUAUCAUCGACCAUGUACCUUUGAAGGCUGAUUACAACAUUUCACACAUCCUGUCUGUGAUGAAGUUCGAGGUGCUUCCAGAAUACCUCAUACGGAAAAACUACACCAUCAAAAACAUUCCUAUCGACGAUGAUGAGACCACUGAUAUUCUACAAUUUUUAAAUGAAGCGAAUGUGUUCAUGGACCAUUGUCUUUUCCCGCAUGAGCCAGAAUACAAUCCUAAGAAAGUGAGCUUCAAGAAAAAACCACAGCAGAAUGGUGUUUUUGUACACUGCCACGCAGGAGUUUCGAGGUCUGUGACCUUCGUUGUUGCAUACUUGAUGUAUCGCUAUGGACUGAAUCUAAAGUCAGCACUGUAUGCUGUAAAACGGAAACACCCCGGAGCUCAACCAAACGAUAAUUUCAUGGAACAGCUAAGAAUAUAUGAGGAAAUGGGUUCCUGUCUUGUCGACAAUGACAACCAAGGCUAUAAAGUUUGGAAGUUGGCCAAUUCUGUAAAAGAAGAUGUCACUGGGGAAACUAUAUUGGCUCAAGAAGACACAUUCAGAAAUGACGACCAGAAGAGGAUGCAAGAAAUGACCCCCGAGGAACUCGCUGAGGUGUAUGCCAUACGGUGCAAGAAAUGUAGACAGCGUCUUGCAUUGUCUACCUCUUUUAUUAAGCAUGAGCCUCCAAGUAAGGAAUCGACUGAAGGGCAUUUUAUCAGAAGAACGGCAGGUGGCAGAAGAAUUGUCGAUAUCCAACAGUCUCAAGAUAUGUGCUCUCACUAUUUUGUGGAACCGCUAAACUGGAUGAAGGAAGAGCUCCAGGGAAAACAGGAGCUGGAGGGCAAGUUCAGUUGUCCCAAUUGCUCGUCUAAGGUCGGCGCGUAUAACUGGAAAGGUUCUAGAUGCAGUUGCGGAAAAUGGAUGGUGCCGGCAAUCUACUUACAAAAUGCGAAGGUCGACAGAUUGGGAUUUUCUCAAAAAGUGUUACCAAACAUGGUUGGGUCGGGGUUAGCUAGAUAA